Messenger RNA from Panicum hallii, 872 nucleotides. Its product is annotated as pathogenesis-related protein PRMS-like. The record is from RefSeq and is a predicted model, not a curated record. The transcript has a single exon. Bases 59 to 637 code for a protein of 192 amino acids. NCBI's taxonomy places the organism in Eukaryota, Viridiplantae, Streptophyta, Magnoliopsida, Poales, Poaceae.
CUCGCAAUCCAAUCCAUCCAAAGAAUUGCUCUCAACAUCUCUAACAACCAAAUCAUAUAUGGCUAGAACAAGCAUGUCGUCUUCCCUCUGGUCCAUCUUGUUGCUCCUAGCACUUGCUGCUGCCCUGUGCACGAGCAGCGCAGCCACCGACGACGACGUCGACGACGGGAGCAACGGCGCGGACCCCGACGCCGGCCGCCGCGCGCGCGCCACGGCCACGGUCGCCGAGAUCCUGUCGGUGCACAACGCGGCGCGGCAGGCGGUCGGGGUGCCGCCGCUGGUCUGGAGCCCGCAGAUCGCCGGGUACGCCAAGGGCUUCGCGCACUCGCGGCGCGGGGACUGCGCGCCCCGGCGGUCGCCGCUGUUCUACUUCGGCGAGAACAUCUUCGUCGGGAAGGGCCGGCACUGGAACGCCACGGCGCUGGCGGCGCCGUGGGUGGCGGAGGGCCAGUGGUACGACUACGAGACCAACUCCUGCGCCGCACCGCCGGGCGCCGGGUGCCUGCGGUACACGCAGGUGGUGUGGCGCAACACCACGCAGGUCGGGUGCGCCAGGAUCGUCUGCGACUCCGGCGACACCCUGCUCGUCUGCGACUACUUCCCGCCGGGGAACUACGGCACCGGCAGACCCUACUGAUCAUUCGUGGCGACUGAUCCGUGGGAAAUAUACUUGCAUUGGUUGCUCCCAUCUGCUGGUUGAGUCAUCAUGUGCUACGUUACUUUGUGUUGUGUUUCCGCGUGAGUGAUGUCUCUGAACUGUACAAUACUACAAUUCGUUAUGUGUUGUUGUCUGUGAUACUUAAGCAUCACUACCGCCGUUCCAUGUGGGCGUACGGUAUGCUAAAAUAAAACCGGGAUUCCAUUUAUUUGCA